AUGGCUGAGUUUUCAAACCACAAAGAGCGUCGUGACGACAGGGACUUUGACCGGCCCCCUCGGCGUGAGUACUAUGACCGGAAUCGAUCCCCUCCUCCACCGCCGCCGCGAGAGAGGGACUAUCACAAGCGCGGCAGGCUGAGCCCCAGCCCUCCACCUCCCCCUUACAGAGACCGACGUGGAGGGGGCCCGCAUUCUCCGCCUCCAAGGAGAUCGCCCCCGUUUCCUCCACACAAGCGAAGGAGGGACGAUGUUUAUGAUGGAAGGAGGGGAAGUCCCAGAGGAGGGCGUGGGCCAGGGGACCGAAGAUUUGGGUAUGAUUAUCCUGGUGGAUACGAGCGUGAGACUGGAGGCAGAUAUCAUGCUGAAAGGCCUCACGGUCGCUACAUGGGCCGUGGUGGCUAUCAAGGUGGUCCAUCUGAAUGGGGUUCUGGUCGUGGUGGUUUUUCUGAAGCUUUUAACAUGGGGCGAAUGCAAAGGGAAGGAAUGAUGUCUUAUAAGCAGUUCAUUCAGGAGCUUGAAGAUGAUAUCCUGCCAGCUGAAGCAGAGCGCAGGUACCAAGAGUACAGGACAGAGUAUAUAUCGACUCAGAAAAGAACUUAUUUUAAUGCGCAUAAGGAUGAGGAAUGGUUGAAAGACAAGUAUCAUCCAACAAAUUUGAUUGCUGUUAUAGAACGGAGGAAUGAACUUGCAAGGAAAUUAGCAAAGGAUUUUCAACUUGACUUGCAGAGUGGGACUUUGGAUGUAGGUCCCAGUUUUAGUACUUCGUCAUCGAACAAAGCUGAAGAGCCAGGUGAGCCUAAUUCGGAAGACGAACCAGAUGCCGCUGGUAAACGAAGGCGGCCUGGUCGGGCAGGUGCCAAAGAGCAUGAUAGCUUGUCUGCCCCAAAGGCCCACCCCGUAUGUUCUGAGCCCGGACGGAUCCUAACCGAUAUCGAACAAGCUCAGGAUCUUGUACGGAAACUCGACACCGAGAAGGGAAUCGAGGACAAUGUCUUGUGCAGAGCUGAUAACAGCAGAACAGGCAGAGAUAAGCCGCACGGUAGUUCGAGUGGUCCUGUUGUUAUCAUACGUGGUCUAAAUACAAUCAAAGGCCUCGAGGGUACCGAGCUUCUGGACACCCUUCUCACUUAUCUCUGGCGCGUUCAUGGGGUUGACUAUUAUGGGCUAGUUGAAUCGAAUGAGGCGAAAGGCCUACGGCACGUGAGGCUGGAAGGCAAGAUUUCUGAGAGUUCCGUUAACGGUAGUGAGUGGGAAAAGAAAUUGGAUUCCCGGUGGCAGGAGAGGCUGAAGGGUUCGGAUCCUUUGGAGAUUAUGACUGGGAAGGAGAAAAUAGAUGCGGCUGCAGCUGAAGGUUUGGACCCAUAUGUCCGCAAAAUCAGAGAUGAGAAAUAUGGGUGGAAGUAUGGGUGUGGGGCAAAAGGCUGUACAAAGCUUUUCCAUGCGGCUGAGUUUGUUCACAAGCAUUUGAAGUUGAAACACCCGGAGCUUGUGGCGGAACUCACAUCGAAACUGUGUGAGGAGCUCUAUAUUCAGAACUACAUGAAUGAUGAAAAUGCACCUGGAGGGAUGCCCAUCAUGCAGCCGUCCUUGAAGGAGAAGCCGCAGAGACGAAGGCCUGGCAUGGAUAAUAGAUUAAAAGAUGAAAGGGGAAACACAUGGGAACGGGAUGGUCGUGCCAAUAGCAACGGACGAUUUGAUAGGUCCGAAAAUCCUCAGUCUGGUGAUUUCGCCAAUAGCAAUGGGGACAAUGCGGAUGAGUCUAUGUUUGAUUCGUUUGGUGGGCAAGGUAUUCCGGUUGCGGCCUUCCCUUCGGAUAUAGCUCCCCCUUUGCUGAUGCCUGUUCCUGGUGCUGGUCCACUGGGGCCUUUUGUUCCUGCCCCUCCUGAAGUUGCAAUGCAAAUGUUGCGGGACCAAGGAGGUCCGGGCCCAUUUGAAGGAGGCAGACCGGGACCCCCAUUAACUGGAUCUUCUUCAAUAAUUGCCUUGCCGCCCACUCUCCGACAGGAUCCUCGGCGUUUGCGUAGUUAUAAUGACCUAGAUGCUCCAGAUGAUGAAGUCACUGUGAUAGACUACCGGAGUUUAUAG
Messenger RNA from Striga hermonthica, 2088 nucleotides. NCBI's taxonomy places the organism in Eukaryota, Viridiplantae, Streptophyta, Magnoliopsida, Lamiales, Orobanchaceae. The record is from the annotation of a GenBank genome assembly.